Messenger RNA from Patiria miniata (bat star), 3476 nucleotides. RefSeq names its product E3 ubiquitin-protein ligase TRIM71-like. Bases 1006 to 2160 code for a protein of 384 amino acids. Gene Ontology annotation, cellular component: nucleoplasm; chromatin. Gene Ontology annotation, biological process: positive regulation of DNA-templated transcription. Gene Ontology annotation, molecular function: ubiquitin-protein transferase activity; zinc ion binding. The record is from RefSeq and is a predicted model, not a curated record. The transcript has a single exon. Lineage: Eukaryota; Metazoa; Echinodermata; Asteroidea; Valvatida; Asterinidae.
CACGCGCAUGCGACAUUGCAGGUUGGCAUUUUCGCGCGCCAGCGGUUUUCGUCGCUGGCGCCCCCGAGGGCUGGCAAUGAAUGCUGCAUGUUUUAUCCAUCACCUCGAGAUACGCUGUGCUCUGUCGAUGACCUCCUGUGUGCAUGCAAAGCGCGAAACGACGAUGAUUCACAGUGGGGUUAACAACACUCAAACACUGGCAUGGAGUGUGGUGAGCGACCUGUGCGGGUGAAAUCGGACAAACUGACGCCGUGUACAUACACCGAGGAGUCUUGACUUGGGCAUUGAACACGCGCGAUAAGGCAUCAGCAUACAAUUGGUGCCUCCAUCACAGAUAUUGAAGACACAUACGUUUUGCGCGUACACACUGUGCUAUCUACGGUAGACGAGAGUGAAUGAUGCGGGCCAGUGCAGUGACGACUGCAAUUUGUGUACGUGUGUUUCUUUGUAUCGGCGUAUCCACGUCCCACCCGUGUGGAUAUUAGGAAAUAUUCUCAUUCAUAAUGAGCUCCUUAUGACUGUGACUGAAGAUUUCUAACACGGUGUCCUCCCAGUUGUCACUGCACGAUAUUGAAAUGGUAUGAUUCUUACACCGUAAGGUUUGUUGACGGAUAUCAAUGGAUGCAGACUGGGGACUGUCAACGGGAGAUGAGAUGCGGUAUUGGAUAAACGGGUUAAUGGUCUAACGUUAUCUAACGGCCAAAGCCUGAGGCGAAGACAGGACUCUCGCGCUCCGGUGAACUCUGCUAUCGCGAUUAUUGCACAGGCCUAGCUUCCCAUGUGUGAUGAUGGAGAGGCCACUUGCAAACUGCAUCCCUAACGUAUAAGCACUGACAUAUGGAGAGUGCAAUAGGGUAUAGGCCUACAUUGUAACUGGAUUAUAAUAUGGACGUGUACUCUCAGCUACGCGGAGUACUGUUGUGAAGGAACUUAGGAUCUGAAGUUUGCUUAGGCCUACUAUUGACGAGCUACAGUUCAGUUAAUCUGAGGACGUGUUUUGACAUCAUGGCCGCAUCAUCGCUGCUUGAGAAGAUAGGAGACUUUCUCGAGUGCCAGAUCUGUCUAGAAACCUUCAAGCAUCCGAAGGUCUUACAAUGCCUUCACACCUUCUGCCGAAACUGUCUGGAUCAGAUGGCCCCGAACGGGACCGACACCGUGGUUUGUCCCACCUGCCGCGGCGAGACGGUUCUACCGGGGGAAGGGGUGGUGGACCUCAAGAACAACUUCGUUUUGGCCAAUCUCUUGGAGUUGGUGACCUCUCUGCAGAAACCUUUAGUCGGUGAGAUCACUGCCGAUGGGAACUUCAACACUUCAUUCCUCUGCUCCAACUGCGAUGAUGAGAACGCGGCUCACGCCACCUCGCGCUGUCUCAACUGCUGUGAGUUCCUGUGCGCCGAGUGUGUGGCUGCACACCGCCGGUUGAAGGCCCUCCGUCACCACGUCAUGCGGGACAUCCACGCCUGGCUAGCGGCCGGCCAGCAGAUGGGUACAAGCCGAGACCCGAGCACCGAGCAGAAUGGCUGCGAUUCCAGUGCCGUCUACAAGUGCAACGAGCACACCAAUGCCGAGGUGACGGCAUACUGCGAGGCUUGCGACCUGCUGAUCUGCGACACGUGCAGCCGGACCGAGCACGUGCGCUCCCCACACCGCCUGGCCACCAUCCAUGAAGCUGCUGAGAGACAAAGGGAGGAGAUCAAGACCAUCUUGUCUGACUGCAAGAGGAAGCUUGGGGUCUUCUCCACGGCCAUCGAAUGCACGGUACAGAUUGCAAGGGAUCUCCAACGUCGCACGGAUCGUGCACAGAAGGAUCUCCAGAACACGUCCAAAGAAUACAUCCGCCUGAUUCAGGAGGAGCAAGCCCGCCUCAUCACCGAGCUACACAAGAAGAAAGAAGACAAAGAAAGUGAGAUGGCUGCCCACAUCGACAGUCUUCAACGGGCUGUGGACAUGAUUCGCAACAUGUGCUCCCUGGCAGACAACUCACUGAUCAACGGUAGCCACGUGGACAUUUUGCGCGCCAAAACGCAGCUGAUAAACCGCCGACAGCAACUGGACCGUGUGAGUAUCCGCAACAUGCCCAUGGAUACGAGCUCGCUUCGUUUCGUUCCCAGCUCCGAGCCUAAUGUGAUAGAGAAUAAACUUGGUCACAUUGAGGAUUAAAACAAAGGACGUGUUGUAUUUCCAUUCCAUUCAUAGGUCCUAUGUCUGCACCUUGGCUUAUAAAAACAUAAUUUUAUUGACCGCAUGUUUCAAUCGCUCAUUGACUUCAAAAUAUUACCCUUGCUUCUCCAGCAAAUAGUCUCACAUUAGUGCCGAAUCUGAAAAUGACGUCUUGGCUUUUCAUUGAGUCAUAUUGACUCGGAUUUUACCAUAUAUGCUUCAAUCUUCAAAGGUACCAGUAUCGGUUUUUUAACGGAUUGGACGACUGUGGCACAUGCCGCACCGUUCUGUGCAUUUUAAAUCAUUUUGCUCGUACUGCGUUUUCCUUCUUUAAAAACCGAAUACGAGGUGCACUUGGGCAACCCAACCAAAAUUCCAAAAUUGACGAGAAUACGACCUCUUAAUUUGAAGUCAUUCUGGAAUUAAACAGUAUUUUGAAAGUCAAGUUAAAUCAGUGUUGGAAUAUGAUUUUUAUCAAAUGUUGGAAUUAUUGAUUUUUAUCAAAAUUAUAUAAGUGUCUAUAUUUCACGUACUUUCUGGUGAUUUCGUAUAUAUUUGCUCCAUCUAGUAAUACAGGCUUGGGAUAGGAACUUGUCUUUUGACAGUCGUAAGAUGCACAAAACAUUUUUAUAUUGCAAAGAAAGGCAUUAUACAAUUGGAUAACACCCAUCAGAAGAUGGGUAAACAAUGGUAAAGAUUGUAGCAGAAUUUCUAAGGCACCACACAGCAAAUUGUAAUACCGCGCAUGCUUUGUGCAAUUUCUGUGAAAGGUUUUAUAACGUAUUUCAAAAGUGCUAACACAUUAAAACCUGUUGUACUUUUGUGAAUUUAUAAUAUUCGUUCUAUAUUUCGUUUUGGCUUUUAUUUGUCUUGACAUUCCAAAAUGAGCAUUUAAGCAGCAUCAGAUAUGAUUGAGAUAAGGGUGGACACAACCCGAGAGCGUUGUUUGGAUGUGGUAAUGUAAACUCUUUGGUAUUUACCCGAAUUCAUCCACUUAAAUACAUGUACGGCCUUCUGGCGUGUCCGCCAUAACUCAAAAUGAUUGUACAGGGUGAGUCAAAAAGAAAGUGACCGAAUUUAAAAAAAUUGGCUUACUCAAUUUCAUACAAAAAAGCAGGCAUAAAGUACAUGUUAUUGACUAGUAGUAGUAACUGUGAAAAUUUCACGUAAUUUGCAAACCCGAAUCCCAAGUUACGUCUAUUUUAAUAUUAAGACCAAAACAUUAAGCUCUCCACCACUGAUCAUUUACCAUUCUACGAACUGAUGGAUACCCAUUAUAUACAAUGAAACAUGGACGUUUUCCCACCUCGAUUAAU